Molecule: messenger RNA, 1112 nt
Organism: Saccostrea cuccullata (small rock oyster)
Lineage: Eukaryota; Metazoa; Mollusca; Bivalvia; Ostreida; Ostreidae
Product: chitin synthase chs-2-like
Exons: 2
Coding region: 66-1097 (343 amino acids)
Source: RefSeq, a predicted model, not a curated record
ACUAGAUUUCAAACCCAGGGGUUCAUAGUCUUCUGCUAGUGUUCGUGAUAUGUACUCCGUAUGUUAUGACAUUUCUUGCAAGCUGCUGGAGAGUUUUCUUUGGAAAUAUAAAACGGCCUUCAUUUACAACAGUGCUUAUGUGUGCGGGGAUAGAAGUGCUACAUUCAAUUGGGCUGUGUGUGCUAGUGUUUAAACUCUUGCCUGAUCUAGGAGCUUUACAAAGGAUAUGUCUUUUGAGUGCUACAGCAUUACUUCCAAGCGUUCUCAAAUUAUUUUCAAUUCGGGAAUUGCAAUCGUUUAAGCCCGGAAGAAAAUUAGGAACAAUAAUGAUGAUAAUUGUUGAUAUAGUCGCCAUUGUUAUGCAGAUGUCGGCAAUUCUUUUUCUCCUUCACCCGUAUUUCAAGUUUAAGCCAGAAACAUAUCAACCAAUAAAUGCCAAUGAAACACAGGUACUCGACAGCGGUAUUUUCAGUGAACUUUCCACAGAUUUAAGUUGGUAUUUCAAGGUAUUACUAUCGCUACUUCUCUGCUCCGUAUCAUGGUGGGAAAAUUUUGUACUUGAUAAGGCUUGCUUCUCAGAAGCUGCUCGACAGAAUAUCCGAAAAGUAAGAUAUGAGUUACAGGAAAGCCGACCUUACAUAUACAUCUUUGUUUCAUUCCUCAAAAUUGCCAUCACCAUUUUGUUCGCACGUCUUCUCGUCGGGGAAUCCAUUGGAUUGUUGAAAGGUGAAUUCUGGUCUGAAGUAAGAGAUUACAAAAAAGUUGCCUACUUCUCGGAUAUCAUUGCACUUAUAAUAUCCAGCUUCGUUGGAUAUUCUGCUGCAUACACUUCCUGUAAAUUACAGAUGCAGCAAAUCUCGUUCUCCCUACCUUGCCUACUAUCAACGCCGCUUUUUAUUGUACUUUUGACAUAUUACUGCGAAACAAGUGAGGAUUAUAUUUCGAUGUUUUCUACUAAUAAUAUAGAUUGCGACGAUGAGAUGUUAGGCGAUUAUUUUUAUAUUAUGAUUUUUGGACAUUGGUUUUUGUCCAUAUAUUGGAUUGGUCAGCACAUCUGGUAUCCUUCUCAGGAACGUUUGGCUAAAGUAAAAACGUAAGAAUGCAAAAGAAUU